AACGUCCUUCGCGACUGGUUUGCUGCCCAGGGGCCCAACAAAAAGAGAGAAGAGAGCAGAAUUUUGCGUUCCCACCGUCUGUGAGUUUUUGAAAGCAGCAAUGUCCUUUAUUUUAGUGUUUUGUUUGCUGCUCUGCAAAUUAGCAGUGACUGAAGGGCUGUCUUGUUCUUCUUCAAAUUCUCGUGACCAAAACAAGAACAUUUUAUUGCAAAGUUCAUCUGGAGUCAUUGAAAGCCCAGGGUAUCCAGAUGGUUACUCUUAUGAGGUGAUCAGCCAAUGCCACUGGAAGUUAGUAGCCCCAGAGGGUAAAAUGGUUCGCUUGACAUUUCUGAGUUUUCAAAUGAAUGAUUAUGAUAUAGUGGAAAUCAAAGAUCCUGUUGAUAAUUGGAGUGCCUACCGCUCGAUAAUGCGAUCUGGUUAUUUGCCUACAUUCACUAUAUUCUCAACUGGACGGCAGCUUGAGAUAAAGGUGUCAGGAAAUCGCGGAAAAACUGGUCCAGGAUUUUCUGCAACUUACAAGAUGGUACCUGCUGCAGUUUCACAUGGAAAAUGCAACCCUGAAAAAAAUACCACAGUGCACCUGACAGGUGAAGGGAUGAGUUUUUUUACUCCGAAAUUUCCUAUGUACUUGGGCAAAGGAGCUGCUUGUGUUUGGAACAUCACAGUUUCUGGUGGAAAGUUUAUCAAGCUGACAUUUUGGAGUUUCAGAGCCUCUGGAUGUGAGAAGAACUAUGCAAAUGUUUCUGAAGUGACAAAUGGCAAACAGACAUUCUUAGAAAAGUUCUGUAAUAAUCAAUACAGAAGUGAUCAGGUGGUAUACUCAUCAGGACACAAUCUACUUAUCUCUGCACUAUUCAAGAAAGGUGGAUUUGUUGCCACCUUUGAGGCUGUCAGCUCCAUUCCUGGUGGAGAUUCUUGUCUCAAUGAUGACGAAAUAGAGCUGAGUAGAAGUUCUGGUGAAUUUGCAAGUUAUGGCUUUCCCAAUCUCUACCCUAACGAUGCUAAGUGUACCUGGACAAUAACAGCCCCCCCUGGGUAUCUCAUUCAGUUAACUUUUAACUCAUUCAACUUGGAGCCUUCUCAAAAUUGUAAAAAAGAUUUUGUGAAGGUUGUGGAAGGCACACUCUAUAUUGAUAGUCCGGGUAACACUGUUCUUGGCACUUUCUGUGGUUCAACAUUACCAGGAGUUAUUCGAUCAAAAUACUCAACAAUGUACAUAAAUUUUGAGACAGACAGAGCAGGAAUGUACCGAGGCUUCCAUGCAAGCUUCAUAACAUUUCCUGACCCGAAUGUGGGACCCUGCAAACUUGAUGGAUUUGACAAUGUUAUUCAAAUGACAGGCAGCAAAGGGGAAGUUUUUUCGCCCAAGUUUCCUCCGGGGACCCCUCCCAGAGACAUGAUGUGCACAUGGACAAUCACAGUUCCUGAGAGACACUUUGUCAGGUUCAACAUGAUUUUAUUCAGGUUUGAUGGCGACUGUGGGAAAUGGAACACCAGCCUUGAAAUUCGCGAUGGAGGGAGUUCAGCCAGCAAUUUGUUAAAGUUAUACUGUGAAUAUAUCUUUUAUGGACGAGAGCUCUUCUCUAGCGGUCGGCAACUUUGGGUUAGGUUCAAAUCUCCCAGGGCUGAUUGGUCGUUUUUGCCUCGGUUCAGAGCAGUUUUUGAAGCAGUGAAACAAUUACCAGCCCCCUAUUCUUGCGUGACAGAUAAGCGCGACUUUGAUCUGUCGUCGGAGACUGGUGCCCUAGCCAGCUACAACUACCCUCUGCCGUAUGAUCUGCCGUAUACAGUUGACUGUACCUGGACAAUUAAGACUGGGAAACUGAGAAAAAUCCAACUGUGGUUCGACUCGUUUAAUCUAACAGACACCAAUCCAGAGUGUUCGCAUUCUGAUGUCGUCGAGGUCGGAGAUGGCGACUGGUCUCUGGGUGGGACACUGAUUGGAAAAUUCUGUGGAUCACAGAUGCCUCCAGUUAUAAACUCAAAUGACUCCACCAUGUGGGUCCGGUUUAUUACCACUGGAAAGACGAAACAUCCCGGAUUUAAAGCGAGCUACAAAUCAGUUGUGUCCACUCAAGGCAUUCUGGUGAUACUGGCCGGUUGUCUCGGUGGGGUUCUUCUUUGUUUAGUGAUUGGAAUUGGAUGCCACAGAUAUUGCAGGUCACGUCGAUAUCGAGCUACACGCGGUGACGAAAUUUUAGUUAUUCCGUUGCGCGAAGAAGAUGUCGCCACUGAAUUGUAAAUGAGCCUGUUAAUAUGAACCAUGAAUUCUUAGACCAGUGUUGCUUCAGUAAUACUAAAGCUGCACGUGAUUUUGAGGUCAAAUGAAGGGUGACUCUCUUGCAGCAAUUAUAAACUCCAAGUCGAUUUUUGCUCUCCAUGCAUUGCAAGAACAUUGGUGGAAAGAAGAGACUUCUCCUACUUUAGAAAUCACCUACUGGUGCUCAGAGAAAAAAAGGAGAAAAAAAGAUGAACUUACAACAGGGGGUUGCUAUACCAAACCUAGGGUAAAGCUGGGUUAAUUUUGGUGGACCAUAUUCUGAAAAAUAUUCAGAAAAGUGAUAUAACUUUAUUUGUUUUGAAUUGUACACAUCACUGAAUUUAUAACACGAUGAUACCUUGGACAUUGUUAACUACAGUUAAACUGUAAUAUUAAAU
This is a messenger RNA of Pocillopora verrucosa, 2658 nucleotides long. Its product is annotated as bone morphogenetic protein 1-like. Lineage: Eukaryota; Metazoa; Cnidaria; Anthozoa; Scleractinia; Pocilloporidae. The record is from RefSeq and is a predicted model, not a curated record.